UUGGUGUUGUCCUAGGAACGUUAUAGUACAAGAUAUUUACCCAUUUGUGCCAUGACACCAUGGGUAUCUUUUUUGAAGGUUGUGGGAUUAGGGGAGUGGUAGCGUUAGCUUCUGGACUAUACCUACUAAAAGGGGACCAGAAAAUAGGAGUAGUCCCAGAAGAAGAAUCUAUCUCCGCUGGUGCUUUCUUUAGUGAGCAACUCUACUAAUUGAAGCACAUUUUACAUAUCAUGUUCCCCAUGAAACUUGCAUCAAAGCGCUUAUUGCAAAAGGUUUCCUAAAGUACCGUUAGUUCUUCAUUAAUUUGCAAAGGUUUUGUGUUGAGUCGGAAAAAUAUGGAACGCAUAAUGGAUCAUUUGGCGCAUGAGAGGAGCAAGGCACAAUUCAGUGUCGAGGAGAUGAAGAUCAUCUGGGCUGGUUCUCUCCAUGCCUUCCAAGUCUCUGAUCGGAUCGCUCGACUUGUGGCCAGCGAUCCAGGCUUUAGAAAGGACAACAGAGCUGUGCUAAGCAGGAAGGAGUUGUUUAAAAGUGCUCUGAGAAAAGCAGCUUAUGUGUGGAAAAGGAUCAAUGAGCUUGCACUUUCUGAAGAAGAGGCAUCAUGGUUGAGGUUCUAUGUUGAUGAAUUAGCAUAUGCUUAUAUUCAUUGGGGAAUGUUUGUGCCUGCUAUUAAAGGGUCUGCUACUGAGGAGCAGCAACAAAAGUGGUUACCUUUGGCAAACAACAUGCAGAUAAUCGGUACUUAUGCACAAACUGAACUUGGUCAUGGCUCCAAUGUUAGAGGCCUUGAGACAACCGCGACUUUUGACCAGGAGACAGAUGAGUUCAUCAUCCAUAGUCCUACACUGACCUCAAGCAAAUGGUGGCCUGGUGGACUGGGAAAGGUUGCUACACAUGCUGUUGUUUAUGCUCGGCUUAUUACGGAUGGCCAAGAUUAUGGAGUUCAUGGUUUCCUUGUCCAAAUUCGGAGCUUGGAUGAUCACUUUCCUCUUCCAGGUGUUACAGUUGGUGAUAUUGGGAUGAAAUUUGGAAGUGGAGCAUUCAAUUCCAUUGACAAUGGUUUCCUUAGAUUCAAUCAUGUGCGCAUUCCAAGGAAUCAAAUGUUGAUGAAGGUCUCAAGGGUCACAAGACAAGGAAAGUAUGUAGAAUCCAACGUUCCGAAGCAGCUGCUUUAUGGAGCUAUGGUUUAUGUCAGACAAAUCAUUGUAGCUGAUGCUUCCAUUGCUUUGUCAAGAGCAGUAUGUAUUGCUACCAGGUACAGUGCUGUUCGUCGACAAUUUGGUCCUCCACAUGAGGAUGAAAAUGGUAAAGGUGUUGAGACACAGGUAAUUGAUUACAAGACUCAGCAAAGUAGACUCUUCCCUUUACUGGCUUCUGCCUAUGCUUUCAGAUUUGUUGGCGAGUGGUUGAAAUGGCUAUACACAGAUUUGAUCCAAAAGUUGGAAGCAAACGAUUUCUCUACACUGCCCGAGGCGCAUGCCUGCACUGCUGGUUUAAAGUCCUUGACUACUUCCGCUGCUGCUGAUGGCAUCAAAGAAUGUUGGAAGCUAUGUGGUGGCCAUGGUUACUUGUCUAGCAGCGGACUUCCUGAGUUAUAUGCUGCUUUUGUCCCUGCUUGUACUUAUGAAGGAGAUAACAUUGUACUGCUUCUACAGGUUUCAAGGUUUCUCAUGAAGACCAUUUCUCAGUUGCAGACUGGGAAGAAGCCUAUUGGAACAACAGCUUAUAUGGCGCAUGUGGAGCAUUUGAUCCAAUGUCGCUGUACGGUUCAAAAAGCUGAGGAUUGGUUGAACCCAAGUGUAAUACUUGAGGCAUUUGAAGCAAGGGCUAUAAGAUUGUCGGUUGCUUGUGCCGAAAAUCUCACCAAGUUUGCCACUCCAUUACAAGGCUUUUCAGAACUCUCACCUGAUUUAGUUGAAGCUGCAGUUGCUCAUUGCCAACUAAUUGUGGUUUCCAAGUUCAUUGAAAAACUGCAGCAAAACAUUGAAGGAAAUGGAGUGAAACAACAAUUGGAGACCCUCUGCAACAUUUACUGUUUGAAUCUUAUUCACAAACAUCUGGGUGAUUUUCUGUCCACUGGAAGCAUCAGUCCCAAGCAAGCUUCACUUGCCAGUGAUCAACUCAGGAGUCGGUAUUCCAAGCUUCGUUCCAAUGUUAUUGCCCUUGUUGAUGCAUUUAAUUACACAGAUCAUUUCCUUGGCUCAGUUCUUGGGCGCUAUGACGGUAAUGUGUAUCCAAAGCUCUAUGAGGAAGCAUGGAAAGAUCCGCUCAAUGACUCUAUUGUACCUGAUGGGUAUCAUGAAUACAUCCAGCCUUUGCUGAAGCAACAGCUCCAAAAUGCAAGGCUUUGAAGGUAUCAAUAUCAUACUACAAUAAUUCAGACUAAAAUAAAAUAAAAUGUCAUCCUACAAUAAAUGGUUUCUUUGAAUUUUGAUGAUUUAUAUGAGCCUAUGAGCCUAUCCUUGUAAUAUGAGUAAAAAGUUUGGUCGAUCA
This is a messenger RNA of Rosa chinensis, 2490 nucleotides long. RefSeq names its product peroxisomal acyl-coenzyme A oxidase 1. The transcript has a single exon. The record is from RefSeq and is a predicted model, not a curated record. NCBI's taxonomy places the organism in Eukaryota, Viridiplantae, Streptophyta, Magnoliopsida, Rosales, Rosaceae. Gene Ontology annotation, biological process: long-chain fatty acid metabolic process; lipid homeostasis; fatty acid beta-oxidation using acyl-CoA oxidase. Gene Ontology annotation, molecular function: FAD binding; fatty acid binding; acyl-CoA oxidase activity. Gene Ontology annotation, cellular component: peroxisome. The coding region runs from base 336 to 2348 and encodes 670 amino acids.